Molecule: messenger RNA, 435 nt
Organism: Cooperia oncophora
Lineage: Eukaryota; Metazoa; Nematoda; Chromadorea; Rhabditida; Trichostrongylidae
Source: the annotation of a GenBank genome assembly
AUGCGAUUCAUUUACUCAGCGAACAAGCUAGGACGCGGUCGAUUCAAGAAGCGCCUUUUCCCGAAGGAAAAUAUCGAGUUUGCUGAAAGUGUCGAUGCGGAUGAUGCAACAAUUCUGAAAGAGGUGUUCGUAAAGCAUUCAACGUUCAAUGAAAUCGGUGAGAUGAUUGAAGCUGUGGAGGCGAAGUCACCGCAACUUGGCAAAAGGAUGCGAGCCCUAUUAGCCGGGAACUGCUCACGACUGGACGGUCUCAGUCCAACGGCUAUCGACUACAGCAAAAAGGUCAUUACCUUCGUCACAAGUGUGAUGUGCCGACUGACUCUCGGCGAACAAGUUUCCUUCGAUGAGGCAGAGGAUCUGCACCAAGCCUUCCAGGAGCUCUCGAGUCAAGACCAAGCAUCGUUGCAGAAGGCAAACCCGGAUCUUCAGUUCUAA